AUGCAGAACAGCAACAGCAGCUAUCCAUCGCAGAAGCCGUACGGCGGCCGAGGCAUUGGGAAUGGCUCCAAUAUGGGGACGCCGCAUUCAACCUACUCGCAGCAGAACCCUCCCACAUCGCCGCUCGUGUUUACAGCGCAGUUUGGCGGAACUCCCCCGCAGCAGCAGGACCCCCUCUCCACUUCGCUGUACUCUGAGCCGCUGCAGAUGAACUAUAAAGCCCCGCUGGGGCGUCACAACAGCCGCACCCUCAUUGAGGUGGAGGAUAGCCCUAUCAAAGUCACUUGCCUCACCAGGGGUGGCGCGCGGUCGCCGUACAUGGCGCCGAUGCCGAGCGACAUGGCCCCCGACGCGGACCGCAGCGGCCGGCACAAUCCCUACACCUUCAGCUACUCCGGUAGCUCCAGUCCCAUGCAGGUGUCCACGCCGACACACUCGCCCCAGGGCAGCGCGUUCGAGAGCAGUGCCACCGCCUCCCGCAGGAUGCAACGCAGUGGCCAGUACGGCUGCACAGAGCCACCACAGGCAGAUGCCCGUCUCGCACAGGGUCACAGCGUGCGCCUCGACACGACGUUUGCGCUGCCACCCGAGGUGGUACAUCGCGCCUUGAAAGAUCGGUGUCGCUACAUCCAGUUCCCUGCCAAUCUUCCCGUCUUCCCUAAGGCUGGAACACUCAGCCCCAGCGCGAACAACGGCAACAACUCGAGCUCGAAUGGUAGCACCGGCAGCGGCGGCUCUGGGGAAAGCAGUCUGCCGAUUGCCCUUUUCAUUGGUCAAGUGAGAUUCGAGACGACGGCCGCGGAGCUUCUGUGGCUUGUGCAUCGCACCUGCGGGGCCUGCCCGAGCCACCUCGAGAGCCGUGGUGCGGGGUGCUACCUUCUGUACUGCAAGAGCGAGGCCGACCUGACGCUUGUUCGCAGCCUGCACAAGCGCAUUCUCUUCGACAUUGGUGGCGUAUGGCUCGCCCGUACGGCAGACGAGGUGGACUCCAUGUGUGAGUACAUCGCGCUUGACGCGCCGCUUCUCUCCAAGAAGGCUCGCCUGCCGCGCGAUUCAAUGGUGGUCGAGGAGCUAAAGGCGGACGCUAUCAACAGCGGAGGCCGUCGCGGGCACGAAAAGCGAGCCAUGAGCGACCAUAGCAUCUCUGGAAACCGGAGGGGUGGUGGCCGCGGCGCCAGUGCGCAAGGCUCUGGCGUCGACGACAUGUCGCAGACGGCGAGCGGUGAUGCCCGUCAGCAGCCUAUGCAGCAGCAGCAACAGCAACGGGAUCAAGAGGGACUCCCGACAUAUGAGGAGUCAGCUCCACCAUACCCUGGGUACCCACCUCAGUCGUUCGGCGAAUGCCCUCUCUACAAGUAG
Messenger RNA from Leishmania mexicana MHOM/GT/2001/U1103, 1359 nucleotides. RefSeq lists its product as hypothetical. NCBI's taxonomy places the organism in Eukaryota, Euglenozoa, Kinetoplastea, Trypanosomatida, Trypanosomatidae. Bases 1 to 1359 code for a protein of 452 amino acids. The transcript has a single exon. The record is from RefSeq and is a predicted model, not a curated record.